AUGAACUACUGUGCCAAUAUCUGGGCUAGAAAAGAGGUACUGUACGAUCCGGCCUGCGACGAGGAGUACACCAUGCUAAGUACCCGUACUAGGCCAUUAGGCAUCAGGAUGAAGGAGAUACUGGCCUGCAGGAGAGCUACAAUCCCUAAAGUUAAGGAAAUCAAAGAAUCCAAGAAGGAACCUUGGAUGCUCUCCUCAAUUCCUAUACGGGUAGAUAUGGCGGAAUUGAAGAAAGAAGAGACCCCCCCAUAUGUAUUCAAAGCUAAAUUCCUGGCCCUCAAAGAAGAAUACAGUGAAGGAACCUUCAUUUAUACAGACGGUUCGAGGGUCAGUGAGGGGGUCGGCAGCGCAGUACGCUGGGAAAAACACACCAAAACAAUUCCUCUCCCAAAGGCUGCAAGUAUCUUUACCGCAGAGUUGACCUCCAUAUCAUCCGCGCUGAGUGAAACUGAACAGAUUGGGUGCAACCAAUAUGUCAUAUGCACCGACUCACUCAGUGCGGUCUUAGCCAUCCGUAAUAUCUUCACCAUGGACCCACUAAUCCAGGCAAUACAAGAGAAAAUCAGGGAAAUACACGAACAAAGAAAAGAGGUAGUUAUUGCCUGGAUACCGGGCCAUGUCGGCAUAGAAGGUAAUGAAAAUGCCGAUCAAGCUGCCAAACGAGCAGCGAUAAUGCCACAUGACCCGGAAACUCCCGUGAGCCCAGCGGAUGUCAAAAAAUAA
This is a messenger RNA of Cimex lectularius (bed bug), 723 nucleotides long. RefSeq lists its product as uncharacterized. Gene Ontology annotation, biological process: DNA replication, removal of RNA primer. Gene Ontology annotation, molecular function: nucleic acid binding; RNA-DNA hybrid ribonuclease activity. NCBI's taxonomy places the organism in Eukaryota, Metazoa, Arthropoda, Insecta, Hemiptera, Cimicidae. The transcript has a single exon. The record is from RefSeq and is a predicted model, not a curated record. The coding region runs from base 1 to 723 and encodes 240 amino acids.